AUGAAUAUUACUACAGGGUGGAGCCAAAUUUUUCCUAAUGCUGAUGAUAUUAUAAUAAAAACUAAAAAAGGAAACACCAACAAAGAUGAAAUAAUGGGAGUCCUUAACAGAUAUGUUGAAAAUGGCAAGAUUCUAAGCUAUAAAGAAAGCAACCCUAACACAAAACCUCCUACUUUUUCACCAAUCCCCUCUUACUCUGUUAUAAUCGCCAGGGUAGAGCAGCAAAUAGACGAAAAUUCAAUUAGCAGACACCUCACAAAUCUUAAUCUAGAACAUAGAUACUGCAAAAGAAUAAUAGCCAGAAGCAAUGCAAAACCCACAACAAUGAUAAGGAUAAUUACAGGAUCACAGAUCACCUCUGAAACUCUCCUAUCUCAUGGCCUACAUUAUCAUUAUCAACACUAUCCAGUCUAUCCUAGCAAAGCUCCAGAGCCUGUACCACAACCAUGUAGCAAAUACCAAGAAUAUACCCAUACAACAGAGAAUUGUAAAAAUACACAAAUUUGUCUAAAGUUCCUUGGAACUCACCCAAUAAAUAAAUGCACUUCAACACUCCCACCCAAAUGUCCACUCCCACCCAAAUGUCGAAGUUGCGCAGCAGAAGAUCACCAGGCGUGGUCUUACAAAUGCCCUAAACGACCAACAAAACCCAUUGAUGGUAUUCCAAAUGUCUCAAUCAAAUCUUUGAACAAGAAGUCAAGAGAAAUUAAUCCAGAACUUAAGAAAAACCGCAUACAUGAACCAAUUACUGUACACGACCAUGUCAUUAACACAUACAUUAAUAAGCUGAAUGACCCUAUAGAACACAACAGAGAUGAACUAUUACUAAAACUCAGAAAAAGAUUUGUAAAAAACUACAACACUGACACAACUGCAGGGUUUUCAGGAAACAGAGUCUACAUCUUGAUGUUUGAUAUUGAAUCCCCAGCACAUGCUUCGGCCACAGACCUAAUAAACUAAGGAAAUAACGCACAGCACAUUUAUGUCAGUCAUUAAUUUCGUAUAUUCAAACAUCAAUAGCUACUCUAAACGAAAACAUCUUGUCAACAAUUACAUCGAGGCUAAUAAUAAUAUACAUUGUACAAUGUUUGUUGAAGCUAAAAUAAUAGAAGAUAGUAAUACAUCAUAUAGAAAUUAGGACGUACUGAAAAUAAAAGGCAAUCUAAUCACAAAUCGCCCGGGAGGAGGAUGUCUAGUGCAGUGUAACCCCAAUUUAAAGAUAGGCAGAGCAAACUCUCCAAGAAUUAACAAUCCCCUGAAUGAUUGCUUGCACUUUAUUAAUUGCAUUAAUAUACAAACGAUGACUACAAUAUAUAAAAUGAUCUGUAGACCUAUUAUAGAAUACGGACAUCCCAUAUUCCUCAACAUAAAGAAGCCAGCUAAGAAAAACCUGCAAGUUGCCGAGACCACUGCUCUGAGAUGUAUCACCAAAUUGCGACACCCAAACAACCCAAUCCACAAUCCUCCAAAUAGACUGCUAUAUGAAACCACCAAUAUCACACCCAUACUACAACGUUUAAACGAACUGACAGGCAAAUUCAAGAAGAACCAGAAAAACAAAGAUAAAAUGGAAACUUUAUGUUUACAAAUAAAUCGGUGGCCUAGACAACAGCACCCUCAAAACACUAUUUGGGAACAACUAAAUGAAUAAAAUACCUUUUUUUUAACAUAAAAUCACAUUUCUAAAAUACUUUUUUUUUGUAAGUUUAAUUUGUUAGAGUUUAAUUUGUUUUAUGUAAUAAAAUAUUACACUG
This is a messenger RNA of Psylliodes chrysocephalus, 1754 nucleotides long. NCBI's taxonomy places the organism in Eukaryota, Metazoa, Arthropoda, Insecta, Coleoptera, Chrysomelidae. The record is from the annotation of a GenBank genome assembly.